Messenger RNA from Megalopta genalis, 1419 nucleotides. It is a transcript of the gene boca, whose product is annotated as LDLR chaperone boca. Lineage: Eukaryota; Metazoa; Arthropoda; Insecta; Hymenoptera; Halictidae. Gene Ontology annotation, biological process: protein folding. The record is from RefSeq and is a predicted model, not a curated record.
CUCGCAAUCUACUCUAAGGAGAGGGAAUGUUACAAAUAGGAUUGAACGAUUCCAAUGGUUGCCAAUGAAAUCCCAUUUGUGAUGGGUAAUUCUCCCACUCCUACUUUCUUCGGAGAAAGUCGUAAAGCGGUCAGGAAUCUGAGAGCACUGCUCUAGAGCACCCUUACUAUUUCCGUGUCGAUUCAUCUUUGCAUCGCCGAACCUUGACUUUUCUGUACAUGCAUUAUACACACGCCGUGUCUAGUAUUAUAUAUGGUCUAAGGCUAUCCCUACUACCAUGUACCCCCACCCCGAGUAAGCUGCGCCGGUUUCCACCACAUCUGUGCACAACACAAUUACAAAUUGCCAUGAGAUAAAACUCGUGGCGACUGGCGACAUGUGUACUGAUGUGUACUGUACCUACAUAAUAUGAGUUUACCGUAACAUGUAUGCAGAUUGAUCAUUUUUGUUUGUACUUUAGGUGACGGAAAGAUUACAGAAUAAUUUGUAAAUAGAUUUUUGCUAAGUAAAUAAUUCUAGGCAGCAAGAAGAUAGAUAUCAAUGAUUUCUAAAAUACAUUGAUAUUUGGGAACCGUGAUAAUAAAGGUCAAGUAUCGUCCGCUACAAGAAUAACGCGAUUUCAAUAUGAAGCGAGAAAUUAUAAUUUGUAGCAUAUUUCUUGUGCUUUACGUUAAUGCCACUAAUAACGUUAAAUCGGAGAAGAAGAAAUCAUGGAAAGACAAGGAUAUACGCGAUAUGACCGACGCAGAUUUAGAGCACUUGUUAGACCAGUGGGAGGAGAACGAUGAACCUUUAGAACCGGAUGAAUUACCGGAACAUCUUAGACCAAGUCCAAAAGUUGACAUAUCGCAGCUUGAUAUGUCGAAUCCUGACAAUGUUCUUAAAAUGACUAAGAGAGGCAAAGGUGUGAUGAUGUUUGUUGACAUUAACGAACAUGUUUCAACUGAAGAAGCUGAUGUAAUAAUGAAAAUAUGGCAGACUAGUUUACAAAAUAAUCAUAUUAUUGCUGAAAGAUAUCUAAUAGAUCAGAAAAGAUGCGUGUUCCUAUUCCGUGAGGGAUCUCAGGCGGUAGAUGCGAAGAACUAUUUGUUGCAACAACCAGAAUUGUCACAUGUUACGCUCGAAGGGCAAGUUUAUUACAGAGAACAAGAGAAACAGAGUGCAACCAGAGGGAAAACAAAUAAAACAAAGAAGAAGAACGAGGAAUUGUAAUUUUUUAUAUUUAUUUUUCAAAAACAUUAAAUAUUAUGUUUGUAUAUUUUUAUAAAUAUAUACUCACGUAUAAGCCAACUAUGUACAAAAUAAUUUUGGAUACUGUUUUUCUGUUUUCAAGAAUAGAUUUACGAUUUAAAUUAUUUUUUGUAUAUUUUUUGUAAGUUCUACUUAAUACAUCGUAAAUAUAUUUAACAUACAUGGCAA